Darwinula stevensoni is the source of this 1855-nucleotide messenger RNA. NCBI's taxonomy places the organism in Eukaryota, Metazoa, Arthropoda, Ostracoda, Podocopida, Darwinulidae. The record is from the annotation of a GenBank genome assembly.
AUGUGGGCAAGCGUUGUCAAGCUCCAGGAAAAGCUGAAAGUCUAUGCAGGACUGAGGAACAAUCUGGAACUGCAGGCUCAAGAGGAGAAGGACAAAGUUCGGAAGGUGUUCGAGGAGCAGGGGCAGGCGCUGAGGAACAGAGAGAGGCAGCUCCUCCGCCAGGUGGACGUCCUCACGGCCCAUCAGAUGUCCCUCUAUCUCGUCCAUCAUGCCACCCUCCAUCAGCUUCUCGGCAGCGCGAAGACGGCCCAGAUCGCGAUGGCGUCAGUUGAGGAUCCCAGCAAGCAUAAUCAGCUGGCUGCAUUGAAGGAAAAGAUUAUUGAGAGCUUGAACCAGCUUCCAAACGAGGUGAACCACGCACCGCCGCUGAUGUCUUCGUAUGAUUCGAGCGCCCUGAUGGAAGCCAUACAGGGAUUUGGUCGCAUCCAAUCCACAGCCAUCUUCCCUCGUCUGGAUGGGAAGGCCUCACUUCUCUUGCCUUUCAGCCAUGAGGAGUAUAAUGAAGUGCCAGAAGAUCUGCUGCAGUCAAAGCCCCUCAUGGGAACACCAUCGAUGAUUCGAUUCUCCUUCCCGAGACCAUCGUCCUUGGAGAAGCACCAGUGGCUCCUCAACACUAAUUGCUUCCAGAAGGAGACCGAGAAGAAGGGAGAAAAGACUGGAAAGUCUGGGGAUCUGGAGCAUUGGCUGGCCCAAUUGAAACACACUCCCGAGGCCGAUGAGGAGCCAGAGAGUGAUUUUGUCAACAUCCACCGUGACUCCGAACCAUCAGAGAGCAUCGAGGUCAUCUCCACAUCUGAGGUCCCCUCUAUUCCCAACUCCACCAAGGGCUAUGCAUGCAAUUGCGCAUCCCCACCAGAGGAGGUGGAGAUUGAGAACUUGGAUACCAUCAACUGCCUGCAGGAGAGCUCGGAGUGUGCAAUCUUGCACUCGUUUUGUCAAAACUUAGGCGAGAAGUGCAACAAGUUGGAGGAAUGCUGCAUGGGCGAGGAGCGCCACUGCAUCCGACAGGCUCUGAGCAAGAAGACCCACGACAUAUGGCUCCUCAAAACGCAGGAGCGAUGCGUCGAGCUGCCGGCUUCGGGGAAGGAUUUCCGCGUGAAGCUGGAGGCCCUGCAGAAGGAUGGCUCGCAUUCCUGGCUCCUUCGUCGUUCGCUCAGAGAGACCCAGGAGAUGAAAUCGGAUGCCCAGGUGGUCCAGGAAGCGGCUGCAAAACCGAACCUGAACAACUGGUUGCUGAGACCUGGCGCACCGCAAUGCGAAGUGCGUUGCGUCAACGACACCAAGAAGGAACGCAAUGCGGAGUGGAGUUGGCGACUGACGGGGAAAGACGAGGCGGAACAAGAUGAGGCCAAAGGAGAUGAUGCGAAAGAGGGAGAGGCCAAGCAAGAGGAGGUGAAACAGGGCGAUGCCAAGGAAGGCAUGGUCGUGCAACUGGCGAUGAAGGAUAUGCUGAGAUCCUACAUGCAAUCGCGUGGGAAUCGCAACUGGCUCAAGGGUGGUCCGGUGAAGCCGAUCUCGGCGUCCCCCAUCCGCGUCUGGCUCCUCUCGCAGCAGAUCUGAUGGAACCCUCUUUCUAAUGCUUAAAUCUUUCACUUCAUGCUUUGCUUUUUUUGCUUUUGUUUCAAUCCUGCUUUUCUUUAUGCUUCUUGACUAUCAAAGAGAUCAUAUUACGUUACGGUGACAACUUUCUGGUGGUUGAUUCAUUGCUUUUCAGAGUUUUCUCAUUGUUGCGUUCGACUCUGUUUUACUUUGAGGGAUAUAAUUUCUUUCAGCUUCUCGUUGUGUAGUGGCUGUUGUCAGUUAUGUCACACAAAAAACACUCUGAAUAAAGUUUAUAGCUACUCUACUCUGCACA